AUGCGUAAAUUUGAGCCGGAUAGCUGGACUCCCGCGGUCAAUGUUACGACCUGGCUUUUCAUGAUAACGGCCAUUCUCAGCAUCUUUACUCGUCUAGGUACCAAAUACUGGAUCUUCCGCAGGUUCACAACAGAUGACUACCUAAGUAUUGUCUCUGUGGUGGCUUGCGUGGGGGAGUCCGUCGCUGUAUCUAUGGCGACUGCCAAUGGAUAUGGAGAGCAUUAUGAAUCCUUAUCUGAAGCAAAUAUGGGGGGUAUCAUGAAGUCGCAGUAUGCCGGUACUAUCCUUUUCCUGACCAGCAUUUGUUUUUCCAAAUCGGCGCUUAUCACCUUCAUUCGCAACAUCACACCCUUCCGCUUGGAUCGCUCCUUUGCUUUUGGACUGGAGGUGUUCACUAUCUUGUGGGCUGUAACAGGUAUAAUUACAGCUACCUUGCAGUGUAAGCCUCCACAAGCUUGGAACUACCUACAUGGAGAAUGCUUCAACAUCGGGGCUUGGUGGAACUAUCUUGGCGUGACAAACAUUCUAUCCGAAACCACAAUAAUCGUGCAAGCGGUCGUGGUAAUUGUACGGGUUCAGGCUCCAUGGAGGAAGAAGGUCACGCUAGGUACUGUUUUCGGACUACGCGUUUUUGUGAUCGCCGCUAUCGUAUGUCAACUUGUGCUCAACGCUAGAACUGCGAACUCGCCGGAUCCCACCUCUGAUACAUCGCCCGCUACUAUAGCCACCCAAGCUGCCCAAUGUCUUAGUAUCGUUACCGCCUGCUCCCCCCAGUUCAAGCCAUUCAUGGACAGUCUACGCUCAACGGGCAUGCGCGCAGAGGGGAUGACCAAGGAGAGCUCCCGGAAACAGUACAGAAGUUCUUUGUCACAUAUGAAGACAACGCUAUUUAGUCAGGACAACACCCUGACUCGGAGUCAGGGAGUUGAGUUAUCCGUCAUUUCCCGUGACCAAGAUGGUGACCAAGCAUUUGCUACGGCAGCAAGAUCUGUACAUGACUCGGACGCCGAGAGCCACCACAGUCAGGCUCAUAUUAUUCGAGAGGCGAGGACGUGGACUGUGACAGAGCCUCGGAGGACUUCGGCAAGAUAUUAUGGGGAACAGUGA
Molecule: messenger RNA, 1107 nt
Organism: Aspergillus alliaceus
Lineage: Eukaryota; Fungi; Ascomycota; Eurotiomycetes; Eurotiales; Aspergillaceae
Exons: 5
Coding region: 1-1107 (368 amino acids)
Source: RefSeq, a predicted model, not a curated record